Phragmites australis (common reed) is the source of this 1599-nucleotide messenger RNA. Its product is annotated as berberine bridge enzyme-like Cyn d 4. The coding region runs from base 13 to 1599 and encodes 528 amino acids. The record is from RefSeq and is a predicted model, not a curated record. NCBI's taxonomy places the organism in Eukaryota, Viridiplantae, Streptophyta, Magnoliopsida, Poales, Poaceae. The transcript has a single exon. Gene Ontology annotation, molecular function: oxidoreductase activity; FAD binding.
CAAGAUCGACCAAUGGUCACGUCCACAAAAAUUGCCAUAGUUAUCGCCAUCUUGUGCUUCUUGUGUUGCAACGUCUUCCUCCCUUUGUCAGCAGCUUCCUCCAAUGAUUUCCUCCAAUGUCUCUCGCCGAGGAUACCGAGCGAGCUCGUGUACCGGCAAAGCUCGAGUGGCUUCAUGUCAGUGCUUCAGUCCUCCGUUCAGAACCCUAAGUUCCUGACCAACACCACGGUGCGGCCGCUGUGCAUCAUCACGGCGUCCGACGUUUCUCACGUCCAGGUCGCCGUUAGCUGCGGCCGCCGCAACGGCGUGCGCCUCCGCGUGCGCAGCGGUGGGCACGACUACGAGGGCCUGUCGUACCGGUCCGUGCGCCCCGAGGUAUUCGCGGUGCUGGACCUCGCUACGCUCCGCGGCGUGCGCGUCCGCCCCGGCGAGGCCAGCGCAUGGGUGGACGCUGGCACGACACUGGGUGAGGUGUACUACGCCAUCGGCACGACCAACCCUGGGUUCUUGUUCCCCGGUGGCGUGUGUGCAACCGUCGGCGUGAGUGGCUUCCUCAGCGGUGGUGGCAUCGGCCUGAUGAUGCGCAAGUACGGAGUCGGAGGGGACAACGUCAUCGACGCCAAGAUCGUCAAUGCCAACGGUGACCUCCUCGACAGGGCCGCCAUGGGGGAGGACCUCUUCUGGGCCAUUCGGGGUGGCGGUGGCGAGAGCUUCGGUGUCGUCGUGGCGUGGCGGCUGAAGCUCUCGAAGGUCCCACCAACGGUGACGGUGAUCAACAUCGUCAAGACCGUCGAGCAGGGAGCCACCGACCUCCUCGCCAAGUGGGAGACGACCAUUCUGAGGCCAUUCCUUACAGACCUCACCAUCCGGGUCGCCCUGCAGGGCAAUCAAACUCUGUUCCAGUCACUCUACCUCGGCAGGUGCUCGCGCCUUGUUGACACGAUGCGCUCCGUCUUCCCGGAGCUAGGCAUGACAGCGGAUGACUGCUGGGAGAUGAGCUGGCUGCGCGCCAUCGCGUUCAUCUACUUCGGCAGAACCGACGUGCCAGUGGAGGGGCUCCUGAACCGGACAAACAGCCUGGGCACCUACUUCAAGAGCAAGUCAGACUACGUGCGGCGCGGUAUCGGCAAGGUCGGGUGGGAGAGCAUCUUCCAGCAGCAGCUCUCCCGGAACGGUGCCGGGCUCAUGAUCCUGGAGCCGCACGGCGCGUCUGUCGGCGGUGCCAACACGAAUGCCACCUCGCCGUACCCACACCGCAGGGGCGUAUUGUACAACAUCCAGUACGGCUCCAUGUGGUGGGGUGAGGCCAACGGCACCGCGGCGGCGACGGCGAUCGGGUGGCUCAACGGCCUGUAUGGGUUCUUGGAGCAGUUCGUGAGCAGCAACCCCAGGGAGGCGUUCGCCAACUACCGAGACCUGGACCUCGGCCAGAACGUGGUAGGCCGCGACGGCGUGACGACGUACAGGAGCGGGAGGGUGUGGGGUGAGAGGUACUUCAUGGGGAACUUCCGGCGGCUGGCGGCGGUGAAGGGGAGGGUGGAUCCCGGUGAGUACUUUAGGAACGAGCAGAGCAUCCCGCCGCUUCUGCCAAAGUCUUAG